AAUAAGAUGGAUUAAGCUUUAAAAUAAAAUAAUUACUCUUUAAAAUUUGGUUUAGAUAACGAUGACAACAUUUAAUAGCUAAAUACGUCUUACAAUUAAGUAGUGUUCAUUUUGUGUGUGAUGAAGCACGAUCAGAUAAAUGACUGGUUUACAAGUUUGUUUACAAGUACAAGUUUCACGAGUUCACAGCCUUCGAGGAUUUGUAUUCAGACAUUCUCUCAAGCUUUAAGAUUUCCAGCCAAAAUACAACCACAUAAUAACGAUAAACAUGCCUAAUUAGCGGAUAAUAAAUUCGAUGUAUGCUGAAGUGAGGGUCGUGAGAAAGAAUUGAGCGUAUGAGAAUCGUUUGAAUCAUAAAUACAGAACCGAUUCCAAAAUGAUUCGUUCACGUAGAACUAUUUCUGAACUGAAACUAUCUAUUGAUAACCACUUGCUGAAGUUUGAAAGCUAGGCUAUUCGGAAGUAGCAGUAAAAAAACUGGUAUGUGAAGAAGACGACUAAAAUGGACCUGUUUUCCUUUGCGUUUUAUUUUCUAUUUUGCAUUUCAUGGACUUUCUCCUCAAACAUCAUCUCCACACCUAUCAGAAAAGAAAUAUUUGAUUCAAGCAAAGAGAGUCGAUCGAAGUGGACAGGCUCACCAGCAAGAGAUUGGGAGGAAACAGAAAUGCAGCUUGGAAAGCCCCAUGCACACCCAGUCUACCAUGCUUGUAACCCUGAAUUCAAAAAGAAAUCUAAAAAAUUAUUGACAAAAUGGAUCCCAAAACAAGAUGCCCGUGAGCUUCUGCUGGACCUGAGUUUUGCCCAAGUGGACCAGCAGCCUCUUUACAUCUUUGUUAUUAAAUCUAACCAGUCUCAGAAGCCAUAUGGACCACAAAAACCAGUUCUUGCAAUCACAGUCCAGCAUCCAUUCCUUGCAAACGGCUAUCCUCGGGAUGAGGACCUGAGUCAUGCCAAGGCUCUAAAUUUGGGAAACAUCUCUGAGAACAGCUUUUACCUGGAGUUUUCAUACAGCGGAAACUGCAUGUUCAUUGCUUCAGUCCAGGUGUUCUUCCUCAAAUGUCCAGCUUUUACAUGGAAGCAGAUGAAGUUUGAGGAAACUGCAGCAAGAGGGUCGAGGAGAGGAGUGUGUGUGGAUGGAGCAGUGGAGAUUUCGACCCCUCUGACUGAGUGUCAGUCUAAUGGGACAUGGGCUUCACCGCAGGGCUCAUGUGUCUGCAGUGCAGAAUACCAGAGCAGUGGAGACACAUGCAAAGCAAAUGCUCCUGGCAGUCUGUUGGCCACCCCUCCCUCAAUAAAUGAUCCCAGACCUGCACUUCCUCCUGUCCAUACUGGUGUUGUAGUAGGUGGAGUCCUGCUUCUUCUCAUCGUCACAGGUGUCGUACUCCUCUUUGUACGGCAUCACAAGCUCAGAGGUCAUCAAGAUAUGGAGCUUGUGUCCGAAUCUGCUGUGACUCAAUAUCGACGUCAAACUGAGCUACUUGACAGCAAGACUUCUUCUGUUUCUCAUCCUGAAGUUUGUAGGAUAAUCGGCCAAAAUCAGAGUGCUGAAUGUAAACCCUGCUUUCCCACAGCACAGAUAGAGGAAGCAUCUCAGUAUGACUGUGCUUAUGAACCUAUGCGCCCUCACACACUUCAGCUGAAAUCUACAAUGUCAGACUCAGAUCAGAUGUUGGAUGGGAUAAAGGAUCAUCUGCUGUGUCUUAGAGAUGUGCUGGUGGAACGGACAAAGUUACAAUUAAGCCAAAAACUUGGGAAAGGGGAAUUUGGAGCUGUUUAUGAGGGCAUAUUUUCCCCUAAAAUAGGACAAGACAUCAGAGUUGCGGUCAAAACAUCUAAAGACGUGAUCCACAGUGAAGAAGAUCUGGAGUCUUUCCUGAAGGAGGCGGAAAUGAUGAAGCAUUUCGAUCAUGUGAAUGUAGUUAAAUUGCUUGGGGUUGCUCUAGAGUGGGAUCCGGAAUCUUCUAUGGUUGUACCACUGGUUAUUCUCCCAUACAUGAAGCACAGAGACUUACACAGUUUCCUCAGAGCGACAAGAUACGAUGAUGUUCCCAUGUUUGUGCCUCAUCAGAGUCUUCUGCGCUUUAUGAUGGACAUUGCUGCGGGAAUGGAGUAUCUGAGCCUUCAGGGUUUCUUACACAGAGAUCUGGCCGCCCGCAACUGCAUGUUGGGUGAUGAUCUGCGUGUGUGUGUGGCGGACUUUGGCCUCUCUAAGAUGAUGUAUUCCAGCAACUACUACAGACAUAAGAGUCAGGAUGUUAAACUGCCUGUGAGGUGGAUGGCCAUAGAGAGUGUGUCAGACUUCAUAUUCACCACCAAGAGUGAUGUGUGGUCAUUUGGGGUAACCAUGUGGGAGAUCACAUCUAGAGGGAAGGUACCUUAUCCAGGUGUCUCCAAUUACGAGCUUCUGGACUACCUGGAAAAAGGACACCGGCUUAGCCAAGGGGACAAUGACAGCAAACUAUAUGAGCUUAUGUUGAGCUGCUGGCACAGAGAUCCAUCUCAGAGGCCAAGUUUUGGAGAGCUGCACCAGAGCCUCAGUGCUCUUCUGUCUGAGCUUCCACCUCUGGAGGACAGAAUGGAGAGCCACUACAUCAACCUGGGCCUGGAGGCUGCCAACGAUCGACAGGACAGUGCACAAAACCAGGUGGAAAAUAAAACAGACUAUCUGGAUCUGCUUAAAACUGGUGAGGGGUUUGAGGAAAGAGAAGGAAAGUAUAAGGAGGGAGAGCAAAAGUAUAUGUGAGAAUAGUUUGCAUUAUAGAUCAGUUCCACACAGAAAAAAAAUAUUUAAAAUGUAUGUUGCUUCCUAUGCUUUUAAUUUGCUGCGAUUCAUGCCUUUAUUUUUAUAUUUCUUCUCUACACUUUUCUCAAAUUGUUCUUUGUACUGUAAUUAAAAAUCUCAGCAAAUGUCCAGAAUAAAAAAGAAUAAGAUUUUUUUUUACAAGUUAAUUAUAGUUUUAUUUAUUAUGUAGUAUCCUUCAGAUGAUAUUUGGACAAUUAUGCCAAAAAAUUAAAUGUUCUUUAGAUUAAUAUAUUUUUAAUUGAUUGAUCAUUUUUUUUGAAUAUAUUUUUACACCCUUGAAAAGGUACAACAAUCGAUAAUUGUUUUUGGCAUGUCAAUACCAAUCAUUAAGUUGGUUCUGAAGAAAUUAGGCGCACUUGUGUUUUUCAGUCUGUGAUGACUGCACUGGAAAUAAAGAGAAUCUAAUAUAAUCUAGCAGAAAUGUUUGUGCUUUGCCCAAACUAAAACAUUCUGUCAAUUGUUAAUCUGAGAUAUCAAACUCAGAAUUGAAAAACAACGUUUAUUUUUAUGUUGUUGUUUUUAUUCCUUAUUUUGAAUACGGCUGGACAAUUACUCGUAAAAGUAAUUGAAAUCGACAUUCAGAAUCUAUAAUCGAUCAAAUUAUUCUGGGUCAGUUUUUUCAAUUAGUUUCCCUACCGCAUUGUGGUGUCAUGUGACCCCGUUCUAUUAAGGCUGAUUUCUACUUGUGCGUCGAAAGCACAGGUAUGGUCCGGCACAUCCUUUGCGAAGUCACAUACCAGCGCACCUCUCAAAGAAUGUUUCGUUUGCACUAUGUUGACGAUAUUUGUAAGCUGCACCAGUGAUGCCUUGAGACGGCACAUUUUAAAUUACAAUAAAAUUAUUAUUUACAUUAACAUAUUUGUUUACAGAAGAUUCAAGAAAUCCACUGUUAAAUAUUAUUUACA
This is a messenger RNA of Danio rerio (zebrafish), 3708 nucleotides long. Lineage: Eukaryota; Metazoa; Chordata; Actinopteri; Cypriniformes; Danionidae. The record is from RefSeq and is a predicted model, not a curated record.